Molecule: messenger RNA, 945 nt
Organism: Phaeoacremonium minimum UCRPA7
Lineage: Eukaryota; Fungi; Ascomycota; Sordariomycetes; Togniniales; Togniniaceae
Product: putative cdp-diacylglycerol-inositol 3-phosphatidyltransferase pis protein
Exons: 3
Coding region: 1-945 (314 amino acids)
Biological process (GO): phosphatidylinositol biosynthetic process
Cellular component (GO): Golgi apparatus; membrane
Molecular function (GO): CDP-diacylglycerol-inositol 3-phosphatidyltransferase activity
Source: RefSeq, a predicted model, not a curated record
AUGUCGUCAGUUAGGACCCGGAGACAGGUUGCGGCCGGGGAGGAAACCCCUUCCAAGGUCCGGCCCGCAGCAUCAGAGCCUCAACAAGUCGUCAUGAACGGCAACGGUUCCGCACACCUAGCGGACGCCACGGCUGGAUAUGAACGGGAGAAUAUCUUUCUAUUUUGGCCAAACAUUAUAGGCUAUGCGCGAAUCGUUCUAGCCAUCGCUUCUCUUUACUACAUGCCUCUGCACCCGCGGACAUGCUCCUUUCUAUACAGUGUGUCCUGCCUCCUCGACGCCCUCGACGGCUAUGCCGCCCGAUACUUUGAGCAGAGCACACGCUUCGGCGCCGUCCUAGAUAUGGUGACUGACCGAUGCACCACCUCCUGCUUGUUGCUCUUCCUCUCGUCCGCCUUCCCGCGAUGGGCGAUCGUCUUCCAAGGCUUGGUCACGCUGGACUUUGCCAGCCACUACAUGCACAUGUACGCGACUCUGGCGAUGGCCGGGGCAGAGACCAGCCACAAGAGCGUGGACAAGAGCCGAAGCCUGCUCCUAAACCUCUACUACACCAACAAGACCGUCCUGUUCAUCACCUGCGCCCUGAACGAGCUCUUCUUCAUCGCCGUCUACCUACUCUCCUUCUCCUCGCCCCUGCUGGCGCCCGCCCUGCUCAAGACGCCAGCCGCCGAGCCCCUCCAGCAGGGCGCGCAGGUCAACUCGUCCCUGCUGCGCCAGAUCUUCGCCAGCCCGUACAGCGCCGGCGCGCUCGAGCUCGCCCGCGCGAACAAGAUGGACAGCACCAUCCCCUGGGUGCUCGCGGGCGUCAGCUUCCCCGUCAUGAUGUUCAAGCAGGUCCUCAACGUCAUCCAGAUGGUCAAGGCGAGCAAGUGGCUGGCCGAGGGCGACAUCCAGGCGCGGCGGGAGAAGGGCCUGCCUCGCAAGAAGAAGGGCAAGGCCGCCUAA